Messenger RNA from Brachypodium distachyon (stiff brome), 2746 nucleotides. RefSeq names its product probable LRR receptor-like serine/threonine-protein kinase At1g63430. The transcript is spliced from 13 exons. Gene Ontology annotation, molecular function: protein kinase activity; ATP binding; protein binding. Gene Ontology annotation, biological process: protein phosphorylation. The coding region runs from base 323 to 2290 and encodes 655 amino acids. Lineage: Eukaryota; Viridiplantae; Streptophyta; Magnoliopsida; Poales; Poaceae. The record is from RefSeq and is a predicted model, not a curated record.
CUCCUGGCUUCCCUUCCCUUCCCUGCCAUGCCAUUUAUUUCCUUCACCUCUCUCUAGAUCGGCACCGCAAUAACAUUCUCUCCUUCCUCCUCGCGCGGCUCCUGCUCUUUGCUCAACUGCUCCACUACCCCCAAGUCCCAGGCCCCAACCAACCCCCCACACCCUCAUGUCGCCGCGGCGGUGAAGGGCAAUCAGCAGCAGCAGGAGGCAGGCACCGGCGGCGGAUGCAGCAGCGGAGCAUGGCUGCGUGAUUUCUCUGCCGUUCUUUGUUGGUCGGAGGGGGCGAGUGGUUUUGGAAGUAGGAGCGAUAGCUUCGGGCACGAUGCAUUGGGCAGGGGUCGUCCUCCUCGCCCUGCACUGCGGGGUGGUGCUCCUGCGGUGCUCGGCGGCGGCGUCUGCCGUCGGCGGCGAGGUGUCGGCGCUCAUCGCCUUCAAGCGCGCCGUCAUCGAGGACCCUCACUCGGCGCUCGCCGACUGGACCGACGCCGACGGGAACGCCUGCGACUGGCACGGCGUGAUCUGCUCCUCGGCGCAGGGCUCCGUCAUCUCCCUGAAGUUGUCAAACGCCUCGCUCAAGGGAUUCAUCGCACCAGAACUCGGGCGACUGGUUUUCCUGCAAGAGCUGUAUUUGGAUCACAAUCUGCUUUUUGGGACAAUUCCAAAGCAACUAGGUUCACUGAGGAAUGUUAGGGUCUUGGAUUUGAGUGUUAACCGGCUUGCUGGCCCUAUACCUCCUGAGCUGAGUGGAUUGAGGAGCUCGAGCGUAAUAAAACUGCAUUCCAAUGGGCUAACUGGGAGUAUACCACCGGAGCUAGGAAUGCUACAGAAUCUAGUUGAGCUUAGGUUGGACAGGAAUAGACUGAAAGGAUCAAUUCCAGGUAGCAAUGCUACUGGUUAUUCUCCUGCAGCAGAUACUGGAUCCAUAGCUCGUAAUGGACUAUGUCCUUCUCGAUUAACUGUUGGAGAUUUCUCUUACAACUUCCUUGCUGGAAAAAUCCCACCUUGUUUGAAGUAUCUUCCAAGGUCAAGUUUUCAGGGGAAUUGCUUUCAGGAUGAGUACUCUAUCCGACAACGAGCUUCUCAGAUUUGUAAAAGUGGUUCUACGGCUGGCAGUUUGAAGGGAUUUAAACGCCCCACUUCUGAGCAUAAGCAUGAUAGAGUCCAGCAACCAACUUGGCUUAUUGUUCUGGAAAUCGCAACUGGUGUUCUUCUGCUUGUUUUUGUUAUCACUGGUGCAAUAACUGCUUCCAGAAGCUGCAAGCUAAAGCCUUCUAUAAGAAUAUCCUCUUGGAACAGAUCAAAAAGUUGGAGCGAUGAGAUAACAGUAUUGAUUGAUUCUGAUAUGCUGAAAAGUUUGCCAAAGCUAAGCCGUCAGGAGCUUGAAGUGGCCUGUGAGGAUUUUAGUAACAUUAUUGGCUCAACUCCGGAGACGGUAGUCUACAAAGGAACUAUGAAUGAUGGACCUGAGGUUUCUGUUAUAUCAUUAUGUGCCUUUGAAGGUCAUUGGACUAGCCAGCAUGAACUCUUUUACCAAAAGAAGGUUAUUGAUCUGGCAAGACUGAAUCAUGAGAAUAUAGCAAAGUUCCUGGGCUAUUGCAGAGAAAGUGAUCCAUUUUCCAGGAUGCUGGUCUUUGAAUACGCUUCAAAUGGGACCCUAUAUGAGCACCUACAUUAUGGGGAAGCAGCCCAAUUAUCUUGGCUAAGGCGAAUGAAAAUAGCCAUUGGUAUUGCCCAAGGUUUAAGGUAUCUGCACACAGAGUUGCAGCCUCCAUUCGCUAUAUCAGAGCUGAACUCCAAUUCAGUUUAUGUUACAGAAGAUUUUAUUCCCAAGCUUGUCGAUUUUGAAUGCUGGAAAAUGAUGUUCUCGAAACACGAGAAAUCUCUCGGACACUUCAAUACCAAAGCCUUCUGUGGUAGAAUUGACUCUUCAGAGGAUAAACAUGCUGAUGUUCAGGGCAAUACAUUUGCCUUUGGAGUGAUUUUACUGGAGAUCAUUAGUGGGCGGCUUCCUUAUUGCAAGGACAAAGGCUAUCUGGUAGACUGGGCUAUCAAGUAUCUCCAGCAGCCCGAGGAGAUCGGAAAGCUAGUCGACCCGGAGCUGACCAACGUCAGGACCGAGGACCUGGCGGUGAUCUGCAGCGUGGUGAGCCGCUGCAUCGACCCCGACCCGUCCAAGAGACCGUCGAUGCAGAUCAUCGCAGGGGCGCUGGAGACCGGCAUCGACCUGUCCGCUGCCGGCAUCCUGAAGGAGUCCUCUCUGGCGUGGGCAGAGCUCGCCCUGGCGUUGUAGCAUACAACUCUCCUGUGCCUCGCCGCGUCCCGCUGUAAAUAAUUUUCGGCGUCGCGGUAACAAAAACUGAUACUGAUCUCUACCUACACCCACUGUCAUGGCUCCAAAAUAUAUACAGGGACUAAGGCAUGUGGGCAGGCGGGAAUUUAGCUCAGCUUCGCACGUUAACACCUGACGGAUUCUGUCGACUCUGUAACUCUGUGUUGUGUUUUUACAGUUUGUGAGUGUGAGUGGGGCUCUGCAAUGCUGCUCCACGCCUCCACCGGUCUGCUUCGAGAAUGAGAUGAACCUUGGUUGUGCUAUAGUGUGGUGAAUUGAAUCUGAUUUGGUGCCUGCCCAAAUCUGUACUGUACAUUUUUUCGAUUCGUGCAAAACCUGAAGUCCUGAACCCUGAAGAGAAAGCUAGUUCAAUGGCAUCGUCUGUUUUAUACUAGUAAUAAAGAUUUACACUGAUAA